Messenger RNA from Paramuricea clavata, 1133 nucleotides. The record is from the annotation of a GenBank genome assembly. NCBI's taxonomy places the organism in Eukaryota, Metazoa, Cnidaria, Anthozoa, Malacalcyonacea, Plexauridae.
AUGGGAGACAGUAAAAGUGGAUGGGCUUGGAUAAAUUCGCUCUUAGGAAGAAAGCAUAAGAAUGCAAAUAUUAAUGAACUGAAAGUAAAUGAUGAUAUUAUUUCUGAUGAUAAAUCUAUUACUGAAACAUUAACUGAAUAUUUUAUAAAUAUUGGAAUGAAGAUGGCUGCUGAAUCAGCAUGUCAAAGCACUGAUGCUUUAAAUGAUCAAGUAAUUUAUGAAAGUACUGUGCUUCUUCCUAAAGAAAAUUUUCACUUCGCAGAUAUUACUAUAGAUAGUGUUUCCAAGCGCCUACAAAAACUAAAUGUCUCAAAAGCGACAGGUAUGGAUGGAAUACCUGCGAAUAUUUUAAAACUGACAUCAACCCUUAUUGCUCCAUCUAUAACUUUUAUAUUUAACCUAUCGAUUAGAACUGGUAUUUAUAUAGAUGAGUGGAAAUUGGCUAGAGUUAUACCAAUUUACAAAUCUGAGGAUAAGCGUAAAUGCGAAAAUUAUAGACCAAUUUCAAUUCUUCCCAUAAUAAGUAAAAUAUUUGAAGGGGAAGUUUUACUCAAAUAUAUAGCUUUUUGAAUAAACAUGCGCUUCUGUCUAAAUUUCAAUCCGGGUUUAGACCAAAACAUGGAACCUUAGGUGCUCUUAUACAAAUGUGUGAUCAAUGGCUACAAGACAUGGAUGAAGGCAAAAUAAAUGGAGUUGUUUUUCUUGAUAUAUGUAAAGCAUUUGACUCGGUGAAUCACGAGAUAUUAUUGGAGAAGCUUAAAACCCAGUUUGGAAUUCACGACAUUGAAUUAAAAUGGUUCCAAUCAUACUUAAGGAAUAGAAAGCAAGUGUGUUCUGUUAAUGAUCAAACUUCUUCUGCAAGAACAAUAAUAUGCGGAAUUCCGCAAGGAUCCAUACUUGGUCCAUUAUUGUUUUUGCUAUAUAUUAAUGAUAUGCCUGAUAUUCUAGAAAGGACAACCCCAUGUCUUUAUGCCGACGACACUCAGAUAUCUUCCUCUUCGCAUGAUUACGAUACAUUGAUUGACAAUUUGAAUAUGGACCUUUCCAGUAUUCAUAAAUGGCUUGCUAAAAACAAACUAAAAUAUCAUAGGAAAAAACAAAAGUCAUGUUUAUUGGAUCUACGCAUAAUCUAA